CGGUUGAUGAAUCGGAACUUCUCACUGUGCCAGAUGGAUGGAAAGAGCCAGCCUUUACACGAGAGGAUAAUCCCAAAGGGCUGCUGGAAGAAAGCAGUUUUGCAACGUUAUUCCCGAAGUAUAGAGAAGCAUACUUGAAAGAAUGCUGGCCACUAGUCCAGAAAGCAUUGAGUGAACAUUAUGUGAAUGCAACACUGGAUCUAAUUGAAGGAAGCAUGACUGUCACUACCACUAAGAAGACUUUUGAUCCAUAUGCAAUCAUCAGGGCUAGAGAUUUAAUAAAACUUCUGGCAAGAAGUGUUCCAUUUGAACAGGCAGUUCGUAUCCUUCAGGAUGAUGUUGCAUGUGACAUCAUUAAAAUAGGCUCUUUGGUGAGGAAGAGGGAUACUUUUAUAAAAAGAAGAGGAAGGCUUCUUGGGCCAAAAGGAUCUACUCUGAAGGCCCUGGAACUG
Apaloderma vittatum (bar-tailed trogon) is the source of this 452-nucleotide messenger RNA. Its product is annotated as KRR1 small subunit processome component homolog. Gene Ontology annotation, cellular component: nucleolus; small-subunit processome. The annotation marks the transcript as partial. The record is from RefSeq and is a predicted model, not a curated record. Lineage: Eukaryota; Metazoa; Chordata; Aves; Trogoniformes; Trogonidae. The transcript is spliced from 4 exons. Gene Ontology annotation, molecular function: RNA binding.